UGCUACAUAGUCCUGAGUAGUGUUAAAUUUUCCCAAACCGCUAGUCACAACAGAAAGGCACGUAACGAACGGUGCCAGUGCAACAACAAGACAGUUAGUCGUCCCAGUCCUGCAACAGCCGGCAGUCAUGACACACAUCACGCUAGAGUUCCUGCAAGGAUUCCUCCGAGAAGAACAUCCUGAUGUUAUACUACAGAGUUUUGAGGGUGCACCAGGCUCCAAAAGAGGCGACAAUUACACCUCAAUGGUAUACCGUAUUACUCUCAAAGGUAUUCAGAAAUCCCAAACAGACGAUUCCGAAUCAGAAAUACCAUGGGAAGGGUCCAUAAUAUACAAAUGCCUGCCAGAAAACGUGGUGAUGAGAGAAGCUUUCAAAAGCGAUGAGCUUUUCUGCAACGAAGUGGCAUUUUACAACAAGAUUUGGCCGACGUUGGCUAACUUUCAGUCCCAGUGGGGGAGUGUGAAAGACCCCUUUAAUUCUAUACCAAAAUGCUACCUUGCGAGGAACGACUGCGUGGUCCUCAAAGAUUUGAAGCAAUAUGGGUUCGUAAUGCCAGAUAGGAAGCAAGGAUUGACUAUUGAACAGACUUAUGUAGUGCUCAAAAAUCUGGCGCAUUUCCACGCCCUGUCCCUGGCCAUGAAGUGUCACAGCCCUGAUGAGUUUUACGAGCUGCUGAACUCGAAAGAUGGAAUUUCAGAAGUAUUUUUCUUAUCCGAAAACGAUGAUUACUACAAAGAGUACUAUCGAGAAGCGAUCCACAACGCAAUCGCUAUGGUAGAGGAAGAGCUUCAAGAUUCAGAAGAUAAGGAGCUAUAUCUGGAGAAGUUCAAAGAGUUCUGCAGCGAAGACACUUUCUUCAAGAAUAUGGUAGAUCUGGUAGCGCCGAGUGAACCAUUGGCGGUCAUCUGUCAUGGCGACUGUUGGACAAAUAACUUCUUAUUUCGUAGUGUCGAUGGCGCUAUUUCUGAGAUGUACCUGGUAGAUUUCCAGCUAGUCCGCUACGCCUCCCCAGCGUUGGACUUGGCGUACAUAAUGUACCUCUGCCUGGAGAGGUGGCAGAGGGUGGAGCACCUCACACCCCUCCUCCGCCACUACACGGCAGAACUGCAUCAACGGCUGCUGGAGCUCAGCGAUGAUGACUCGCUGUUCUGCGGCGCUCCUAACGAGGAAGCUUUGUAUGAACUGUUGUUAAAAGAGUUCAAAGAGAAAAGUCGUUUCGGGCUCGGCAUAGCUCUAGACAUGUACCCUAUAAUGAAGUGUGAAAGCAACGAGGCGCCAAAUUUGUAUCAAUCCAAGGACAACGAAUCAACAUCAAGCAUUCAGCCAGUGUGGACGUCCAAUGCAGCGUGUCGGAGGAAAAUGACAGAGUUAGUUCGAGAACUAGUGGACGAAGGCGCUAUAUGAACACAAUUUACGAUUAAGACCCUCCUCCGAGCAAACGGCCGUGAGCAAUCCUUCCAUACAUUUUCUGUGCACGACUUACAGCCGGAAUUUGCAAUGAUUUACGAAUAAUUUAACUAAAAAUAAAUGAUUGAUCUUUUUGAAAAUGUUAAACUACCAAAAUAUUCGUUAUUAAUUGGCCCAUUUAAUAGUGUUGGUUGCAAAUUAAAAUAAUGAAUACUUUAGGAGAUACAAGGAAUCAAAUAUUUAAGUGGCAUGUUUAUUGUGACAUUAAUAACAUAAUAUUGACAUUAUUUUUCUUUUUAACUACCAGAGUUAAGAUAACAUAUUGUAGAAAUAUGUGGUUUCAUUUUUUUCCAUUUUAUAAAUUUCGAAUAGAUCUAAAAAUUCGUUUACCUAAAGCGACGACUACAACUGGGGCCUUAUUCUCUAUCCCGCACGUUAUUUUAACCGUGCGUAACGAGCACGUAACACAACGC
This is a messenger RNA of Manduca sexta (tobacco hornworm), 1881 nucleotides long. RefSeq lists its product as uncharacterized. The record is from RefSeq and is a predicted model, not a curated record. The transcript is spliced from 6 exons. The coding region runs from base 128 to 1405 and encodes 425 amino acids. NCBI's taxonomy places the organism in Eukaryota, Metazoa, Arthropoda, Insecta, Lepidoptera, Sphingidae.